CCUUCGCACCACAACACCCACGGCGAGAUAGAGCUAGAGCCGAGAGAGAAUAAUGCAGUUCUCUUACUGUGUAAAGGAGCAGAAGCCCUGUGUGCGCUGGAUUGAGAAAUAUUUUAAAGACUGCCUUUGCAACCUAAGACAUGAUUUGUCCUUCGGUUUUGGGUUUAUUAGUCUAGUCUGUUGGGGAGUGGCUGAAAUCCCACAAAUCAUCACCAAUUUCCAGACGAAGUCCGGCCAUGGAGUUUCUCUUGCUUUUCUGCUCACUUGGGUUGUUGGUGAUGUUUUUAAUCUGGUGGGUUGCGUUCUGGAACCAGCAACGCUGCCUACACAGUACUACACGGCUCUGCUUUACACAACCAGUACUAUAGUCUUGGUGUUGCAGAGCGUGUACUAUGAGCACAUCCGCAGAUGGUUCAAGUGUCGACAGAUCAAUGUUAACCAAGCUGCUGAAGAAGAGGAAAAACCAUUCAGAUCUAAAUCAGAUGAUCCAGGCCGUAUUCAAAUACCUAGAUCAGCUACACCAAAAGGCAGUACUCCGCGAAGAGAUCAGUACCACUACUACAUGUCACCCAGAUCUUUGGCUGGCAGCGGUACCCCUCCCUUUCGGAGCUAUCUCAGGGCGGCCAAGAGCGGUCCUUCAGCCAUGGAAGCACUUCACAACGAUUCAUCGUCUGAGGAUGAGGCAGCUCCAAUUCCGUCUAACAAGUCCGUUAGCCGGCCUAGGCCAAUACCAAGAUCUGCAGCAGGUUAUGGAACAUUUCUAGCUGCAUCAGUCAACUUGCCGCUACAAACUAAGGGUUUGACAGAAGCAUAUGUGGGACUCACUGGGAGGAAUCUCUUCCAUGAACGAGGGGGAGAGAAUGUUUAUGGGCAAUGGCUGGGAUGGCUGAUGGCUGCUAUUUACAUGGGCGGUCGACUCCCUCAGAUAUGGUUAAAUAUUAAAAGGGGGAGUGUAGAGGGCUUGAAUCCUCUCAUGUUCAUUUUUGCACUGGUCGCCAAUGCUACUUACGUGGCAAGUAUUCUCGUAAGGACUACUGAAUGGAAAAAAAUCAAAGCUAAUAUGCCUUGGUUGCUGGAUGCUAUAGUAUGCGUGGCGCUUGACUUAUUUAUCAUACUACAGUAUGUCUAUUACAAAAACUUCGGGAGGACAAGAAGUACUAUUAAUGGAGAUAAUUGUGGAGACUAUGUGGAAGCUAAAGCUGCUGUUUCUUAAAUAUUGGGCAUUAUUCAUCGUGUACUCCAUUGAUAUCUGCAAAGCCAUCUUGAUGAACCAUAUUAAUCUAAUUUAUGAUCCUUACUUGCAUGCAAUUAGGUAGAUGUGCUUGUAUUAUAUAUCCGUGUUUUAAUUUAUAUAUAAUAAUUAUAUAGCUCUUAAGUCAAGAGUUAUAGUUC
Messenger RNA from Juglans regia (Persian walnut), 1392 nucleotides. Its product is annotated as probable vacuolar amino acid transporter YPQ1. The transcript has 12 exons. The record is from RefSeq and is a predicted model, not a curated record. The coding region runs from base 53 to 1213 and encodes 386 amino acids. Lineage: Eukaryota; Viridiplantae; Streptophyta; Magnoliopsida; Fagales; Juglandaceae.